This is a messenger RNA of Candoia aspera, 4469 nucleotides long. It is a transcript of the gene TONSL, whose product is annotated as tonsoku like, DNA repair protein. The coding region runs from base 9 to 4049 and encodes 1346 amino acids. Gene Ontology annotation, biological process: replication fork processing; double-strand break repair via homologous recombination. The record is from RefSeq and is a predicted model, not a curated record. Gene Ontology annotation, molecular function: protein binding. Lineage: Eukaryota; Metazoa; Chordata; Lepidosauria; Squamata; Candoiidae. Gene Ontology annotation, cellular component: nuclear replication fork. The transcript has 26 exons.
GCGGCGGGAUGGGCGACCGGGAGCUGCGGCAAAUCCAGAAGAGCAAGGAGAAGGCCCAGCGGAAGGGGGACCGGAAGGAAGAGGCUGCUCUCUGCAACCAGCUUGGAGAGAUUUUAGCUCGUCAUGGGCGCUUCCAGGAGGCACUGGAGGAGCACAGGCUGGAGCUGCAGCUCCUGGAGAGGGUUGACGACGGCAUCGGCUGUGCUGUUGCCCACCGGAAGAUUGGGGAGUGCUUGGCUGAGCUGGAGAGCUAUGAAGCUGCCCUGAAGCACCAGCGCCGCCAUCUGGAACUGGCCUGCUCUCUCUCCAGUCACGUGGAGCAGCAGAGGGCUUGGGCUACCAUUGGCCGCACCUACAUGUUCAUGGCUGAGAGUGACCAACUGGGGGAGGCCCUGCAGGAGGCAGAGAGAGCCUUCAUGAAGAGCCUGGCUGUUCUGGAGGAUAAGCUGGAAGGGGAAGUGCCGCAGCGGGAGGUGAGUGAGAUGAGGGCGCGGCUCUACCUGAACCUUGGGUUGAUCUAUGACAGCCUGAGGAACCCAGCCAUGCGCACUUCCUACAUCAAGAAGAGCAUCUACAUCUCAGAGCAGGCCCACCUGUACGAAGACCUCUUCCGAGCCUACUUCAACUUGGGCAACAUCCACCUGCGUGAGAAGGAGCAUUCAAAGGCCAUGCGCUGCCUGGAGCGCGCCCGGGAGUGCGCCUGCAAGAUGAAGGAGAAGUACAUGGAGAGUGAAUGUUAUGCCAGCCUUGCCCAGGUCCUGCUGGGCCUGGGGGACUUUGUGGCUGCCAGGCGAUCCCUGAAGAAGGCCUACCGCCUGGGCUCCUGGCAGCCCCAGCAGCGGGACAGCAUUGGCCGCAGCCUGCGCUACGCCACGAAGGUGAGCCGCUUGCAGCAAGCCCUGGAGGAGGCGGAGGGGGCUGGCCACCCGCAGGAAGCCCUGGGCCUGUGCGAGAAGCUGGGAGACCUUUUCUGCAGGGCGGGGGAGUACCGGCAGGCUGUGGAGGCCUACGAAAAACAGCUUACCCACGCCCAGGCCUUGGGGCGUCCAGAGCAGGAGCUGGCUGUGAUCCACGUCUCUUUGGCGGCGACCUUUGGGGACCUCAAGGAACAUGCCCGGGCAGUGCAGCAUUACCAGGCAGAGCUGGCCCUGCGGCGUGGGAACCCCCUGGAGGAGGGGAAGACGUGGCUGAACAUGGCCUUGACCAAAGAUGAGGCUGGGGAGAACUACCAGGAGAGGGAGCCCUGUUUCCAAGCCGCUCUGCAGUGUGCCCGGAAGGCCAGCGACCCCAAACUGGAGCAUCAGAUCCUGCGGCACUUCCACGCCGCUCAGCAGAGGUGUGGUUGCCCGGCGGCGGCAGACACGUUAGCCAGGCUGCAGGCGCUGUGUGCCUCUCAGGGCUGGUGCGCAGAUGGGGAGAGCAGUGAGGAAGAGGAGCUGCAGAACAGCGAGCCCUUGGAAGUGAGCGACCUGGAGCUCUCCAGCAGCGAUGCAGAGGAUGACCUGGAGGGCUACCGCAAAACGGUCCCUGGACGGCGCAGGAUCACCAAGUGGAACCAGCGGAACGACAAGGGCGAGACUUUGCUGCAUCGCGCCUGCAUUGAAGGGAACCUGCGCCAGGCCCAGUAUUUUCUGGAGAAGGAGCACCCUCUAAACUCUCGGGAUUAUUGUGGAUGGACCCCACUCCAUGAGGCUUGCAACCACGGGCAUCUGGAGAUUGUGCGCUUGCUCCUGGACCAUGGUGCCGCCGUCGAUGACCCUGGGGGGCCUGGCUGUGAGGGCAUCACCCCGCUGCACGACGCCCUCAAUUGCGGCCACUUUGAUGUGGCUGAGCUCCUGAUCCAGAGAGGCGCAUCGGUGCUGCUGCGCAGUGCCACGGGCCUGAGCCCCUUGGGCACCCUCCAAGCCUGGGUGCAGCUCUAUGGGAAAGAUCUGGACCAGGAAACACGGGAGCGCUGCAAAGCCAUGGAGAGCUUGCUCCAGAAGACCAUGGCGGACCAAGCCCCCCGAUCGCAGCCCCCCCGAGGAGAGCCAGCCAGCCAGCUCUUCGAUGCAGAGCUCCCAGAGUGCCAAGCCCCCUGCCCUCCGUGCCUAGCUCUGAAGGCCCCCAGCCCCAAGCACAGCCAUUGGGAAGCGGAAGAGGACUGCAUGGCUCCGCUGCGGUCGGUCAAGAAGAGGCAGCGGCUGCUUGGCCAGGCCCCGGGGGGGGAGGCAGGACCGCCUGCCCCUGCAGAAUAUCAGGCUGCUAUGCUUGGGGUGGGCAGUGCCCACGUCCCCCUCCCUCUGAGCCCAGAACGGAGCAAGGGGCCCCCCAGGCCAGCCCUGAUCCCGUUGCAGGAGUACGUGGGGGACGACUGGCUGGAGGAUGACCUGGGGCUGGGUGCGGGCUCUCGCAAAAGAAGCCGCCAGAGCCCAGCAGAAGCCUGGGGGUCUGCGUCGGAGCAAAGCAUGGUGCCCGGGAGUGAAGGGGAGGCUCCCUGCCAGCCCCCAGCGGCCACCAGGAAGAGGAGGAGACGCAUCCGGCAGAACCGCCUCACCCAGAUCGUGGACCGGACCCUGCUGGGGAGGAGCCGAGGGGCUGGCAUGGUACAAAGACUGGAGCCCGCAGCCGAGGCCCGCAGCCUUCUGGAAACAGCUGGCAGCAGUCCGACUGGGGGAGGAGAGAUCCCGCAAGCGGGUGCAAUGCAGCUGCUGUCGCCUCCUGUCCGGGUGCGCGUCCGGGUGCAGGACAGUGUCUUCCUGAUUCCCGUGCCACAAAGCGACGGCGAGACCCGGCCAGUCUCGUGGCUGGCAGAGCAGGCCUCCCAGCGCUACUACCAGACCUGCGGGCUCCUCCCUCGCCUGACCCUGAAGAAGGAGGGGGCCCUCCUGGCUCCUCAGGACAGCAUCGUGGAUGUCUUGCAAAGCAACGAGGAGGUAUUGGCCGAAGUGCAGUCCUGGGACCUGCCGCCCCUUGUGGAGAGGUACCACAAGGCCUGCGAGAACCUGGCUCUGGGAGAGCACCCGUUACUUGUGAAGCUGUUGGAACGCCAGGAACCGGGUUUCUCCUUCAGCGUCUGUGGCAUAGCUUUGCGUCACCAGCACCUGAGCCCUCUCCUGUGGGCACUCAAGCUGCAAACUUCCAUCCGCCAGCUGUGUCUCUCAGGAACUGGCCUGGGUGAUGACUCUGCCGAAGAGCUUCAGGCCACCCUGAGGACCCUCCCUGGGCUGAAGCUGCUCGAUCUCUCGGCCAACCAGCUGGGCCCCGACGGUGUGCAUAAGUUGGCUGCCGGCCUUCCUGGCUCAUUUGCCUUCCAGAACUUGGAAGAGCUGGAUCUCAGCUUGAACCCGUUGGGUGACAGCAGCUCCCCAUCUCUGGCCUCGCUGGUUCAGGCCUGCCCUGUCUUGAGCACACUUCGAUUGCAAGCCUGCGGCCUUGGGUCCACCUUCCUGGAGCCCCACUGCCUCCUGCUGGCCAGCGCCUUGAAAGGAGCUGUGCACCUCAAGCGACUGACUCUGUCCCACAAUGCGCUGGGCUCGCGUGGCCUCGGGGUGCUGCUGAAAAGCCUGCCCUGCGAAUCGCUCACCCACCUCGAGAUCGGCUCGGUGGAGCCCAGGGCAGGGGACCAGCUGCGGCUGAGGGAGGCGGUGGCCGGGUAUCUGGCGCAGGAAGGCUGCCUUCUUACCCACCUGGGAUUCUCUGGGAAUCACCUUGACGAUGGGGACGUUUCGGAGCUAGCUAGGGCCCUCCCGGCUUGCCUGUCCUUGGACUCGCUGGACUUGUCCACAAACCCUGCGAUCGGCGUGGCUGGUCUCCAGAUGCUGUUACUCGCCCUGGAGAAGAGGAAGCGGGGCCUCCGGUUCCUUAGCCUGGCUGGCUGUUCUGUCCGUGGACCGCUGGAGAACGUCACGUGGACCAAGCUGUCCUCCCUGAUACGGCAGCUGCAACUCUGCAGUCGGCAGCUCAGCAGAAGCGAUCAGCGGGAGGUUGCUGAACUCUGGCACGGCCCAGCCAAAACCUCCCUUCAUUCUGUCACACGUCACCACAAACUUUUCUGCCAGAGCCUGUAGCACAGGCACCCUGAAGAUGGAGGCUGGCUAAUCAAGGACCAAGGAGUUGGGGACACAGCUGCACACCGUUUCCCCCCCACAGGACCAGUACUGAUGACUCUCAGUUGAAAGUAAGGAAUAGCACAACAAACUCGAGAGCGCCAGUGAAUUGAAGACAAGCCAUUAUAGCUGCGGGUGAAUGUAGCUCUGGCUUGUGUAGCUGAGGACUCUGUGCCUGCAGAGUGGAUUUGGUUGGGAGUAAAAGCACCCCAUGUUCUCCAUGGGCAAAGCUGCUGUUUUUAACUAAUAAUUCUUCUAAUUCUGUCCUCUUGCUUUGAACUGUCCUGUAUUUAUUAAACGCCAGUGCUUCUCUUCCACUGGCUGUAAGCAGAGCCGGGAAGGGCUGCAGGCCUUCCCCUUUUAAGCUUUGGGUGAAAACUU